AAAACCCCACCCUCGAGAGCCAAAAACACACAUACUGGGUUUCUGUCAAAUCCAAAGGAGGAGGAGAAGAAGACCCAGGAGUUUCCAGCCUAAUCACAGACCUAGAAGAAACCCUCAACACUGAAAGCCUGUUACAAUCUUCACUUCAUUUCCCUCUCUCAACCCUCCAAAAUCUCCUUUCUCUUUUAGACAUAAAUGACUCACAAAUUCCUUCUCAAUUCCUCUCCUCGAACUCCCUCUCUUUAUCUUCCCUUCUCCCUCCUCUAACCUCUGUGAUGGACUCUGACCCCACUCAUCUUUCCCUUCUCUCCUCUAAAAUAUACCCCUCUCUUCCCCCAAUUCCCCUGUUUUCACUCCUUUCUCUCUCUUUUCUGCUUGCUUCGCCGGGCUCUUAAGUCCUCUCGCUCCUCCUCCUCGGGCCCAUUAGCAGGAAACCCUUCGGGUUCCAAUCGAGAGGUUAAGAAGUGAAAAGAGAGGAAAAGAGGAGGGAUUGUCAUGUGUAAUAAUGGAGGUAGUGAUGGGGAUAAGGGAAAGGAGAGGGAGGAUUUUUUUACAUGAGAGUGUUUUCGGGUGUUCUUGAGAGGUUAGUUUUUGUUUUGGACUUGAUUCACUUGAACAGGUUUCCUGAUAGCUUGAAGUCUUUGGUUCAUACUGCAGUGGGAGUUCCGGUUUUAGUGAUUAGCAGGGAAAUGGGAGGAGGGUUUGAGAGACUGGCUGGUUUGGGUUCGAGGGUUUUGUGUCACGUCUUUAUCAGAACAUGGAGAGGAAGGGAAGCAGUGGUGGAGGUUUUGAAGGCGUUAGCGGUGUUGAUUUUGUUGGGGAAAUCGCAAGCGAGGAGCUUUGCGUUGGGAUUUGUGAAGAUUUUGAUGGUGGGUGUGGAGUAAAGAAGUGACGGGUUUAAGAAGGCGGUGGUGAAUUUGCCACGGUAUUUGGCUCAAAUGGCGCCAGAGAAGGCGGAACCUAGAGGGUUCGCAGUUGAGGCGAUAAUGGAGAUUGCUAAACUAAUGGAGUUGGAGGAUCAGGUAGGGUUUGUUGAGUAUGCGGUGAAAAUGACACAAGGGAAGGCCAAUCUUAGACUCUUGGGAGUGGAUUUGAUCUUGAAUUUAAUUAUGCUGUUAAAAGAUGCGUUAGUUGAGGUGGAUUUGGAUUGUGAAGUGAGGAAUUCCUGCGGUUUUAAAUGCGUGGAGGCAUUGAUUCAGCGUUGCAUGGAUCGAGCUCGUGCACUGUCUACUUUGGCCCAGUUAGUGGGGUUUUGGUCGAGUGAUGAUAAAUAUCGUGAUGUUUUGAAGGAAGUAAUGGGGUUUGGAGGAGUGGAGGUGGAAGGUGGGUUAAAUGAUAUUUUGGGGAAAAGGUGUACGAGUGACAAGGCGAAUGUUAGGAGGGCUGAUCCGCUUGUGAGCAUACGCAAAGCCACAAUUUCAGCUCUGUCUGAGGCUUUCAGAACAUUUUCAGAUGAAAGUGUGAAUAUUGAGCGGCUGCAUUCUGUGCCAGGUUUAAUAACAGAUAACGAAACUAGUAUCCAAGAAGAAUGCGAGAUGUUCUUGGAACUGGUGUUGGAUCGCAUUUCCAGUGCAGUAUCUGAGAGUACAAUACACAACCAGCCCUCUUGCUCUAAUUCUACUGUUAAAGUGAAAGGUAUAGAGAGGGAGAUUGAGUCGCUGUUUCCAGGAGUCCUGGUGCUUUUGAAAGAGAUCUGCAAUGGAGAGGUUACACCUUGGGUGAAAAAAAUCUGCACAAGUUUGGGUAAUAAGAAACGACUGAAGCCUAAAAUUGCUACGGCAUUACAAAAUAUCAUAAAGACAUCGGAGUCUCAUUGGUUGAGCAAGUCCGUGCCGAUAGAGAACUGGACAGCCCCACCUGGUGCUUGGUUUCUUCUAUCAGAGGUGUCAGCAUACCUAUCAAAAGCUGUCAACUGGGAGCUCCUCCAUUAUUCUUGGCAGAUCCGUGACAAGUACAGAGCAGCAGUUGAGUUUAAGAGUCCAUAUCCAUAUCCUAAAGAAUUUGUGCAUGAAGAUGUAGAUGACAUUGAAUCCAAUUCCAUUGCAUGGGCUGGGGCUCGUGUUUCUCUCAUGCAAACAAUAUCAAAUGUUUCUGUUGAGCUGCCCCCCGAACCUGCAGCAGAGUUAGGUCAUAACUUGCUCAGAUGAAUCGAAGAGUUCAACAUGCAUUCAACAGAGGUAUCUAUACUAGCAUAUGCAGGAUGCUGUAUAGGGGAAUCUUCUUUUCCGUUCUCUCCUGUCAGUGUCGUUCUUGGGAUAUACAUUAGUCGCCAUGCUGGAUUUCUAAUAAAUACGAAAACCUAUGGUACUUUCCUGCCGCAUUCUUGUGACGUGUAAAAUGAUGGUUAUCGCUGGCAAUUACAGGAAUCUUAACAUCUAGUUUAGAAGGAAUUCACUA
Populus euphratica (Euphrates poplar) is the source of this 2397-nucleotide messenger RNA. RefSeq lists its product as uncharacterized. The record is from RefSeq and is a predicted model, not a curated record. Gene Ontology annotation, biological process: mitotic chromosome condensation; meiotic chromosome condensation. Gene Ontology annotation, cellular component: condensed chromosome, centromeric region; condensin complex. Gene Ontology annotation, molecular function: histone binding. Lineage: Eukaryota; Viridiplantae; Streptophyta; Magnoliopsida; Malpighiales; Salicaceae.